Messenger RNA from Dissoconium aciculare CBS 342.82, 1009 nucleotides. RefSeq lists its product as uncharacterized. The record is from RefSeq and is a predicted model, not a curated record. Lineage: Eukaryota; Fungi; Ascomycota; Dothideomycetes; Mycosphaerellales; Dissoconiaceae. Bases 65 to 724 code for a protein of 219 amino acids. Gene Ontology annotation, biological process: translation. Gene Ontology annotation, cellular component: ribosome; mitochondrial large ribosomal subunit. Gene Ontology annotation, molecular function: structural constituent of ribosome. The transcript has 2 exons.
CUUACAUUAUCGACGACUCCAUCAAAUACAUCUCAACAUCACCACACUAUCACGCGCAGCCAUCAUGGCAGGGAUUGUACCCAUCAUGCCUUUUCUCAGACCAUUGGCUCCUCCCCGACCGUCAACAGUCCGACAAUUCCUCCAAUAUUCUACAACAGCGGCACGGUGCUCGAUUCAACAAACAGAAUCAUUUCGAUCACCCCGAAGCACAAGUCCUGCUAGACCGAGAUCACAAAGGCCUCUGCAAGAUCGCAAUCUGCUCGCGUCUCGCAAAGCGGAUGUUAGUUAUCCGCCUCCAAGUUUCGUCUCCGACCCUCGUCCCAAAAUCUCUCGUGCAUCUCGCCGGUCGAGUAAAGCAUUCAAAGACCGCUCCUACCUCAAAACCGCCGCCGAAGCUCCCGGCUACGGAACUCGACCACCGCUCAACCCUUUGCCCGUGGAAUUCCUGCCAGAAGAGCAGAGCGCACCCAACCUACCUUACUUCGUCACCCGCACGCGCGCCCACGAGCUGCCGAUUUACGAGGAUGCGAAGCGCGGUGGAAACCUUUUCCUCACGUAUGUGAAAAAGGUGGAUGGAGAUCUGACCGCGCUACGGGAUGUGUUGAGGGAGAAACUAAGCUUGGAUGAAAAACAUGUCAUCAUCAAUGCUCGGACGCGACAUGUUAUCAUCAAGGGGCAUUACAAACAAGAAGUCAUCCAAUAUCUGCGGGAGCGGAGGUUUUAAAUGAUGGGCGCUCAACAGGAGAGGAAAUGCUCACACCUAUUUUAAGGGAAUUGGUCAGAUGGAGGACUGGGCGUUGGGCAAGAUGUAUUAUGGUCCGGGAAGAGAGUUUGUAUUCUACUGUACAAAAUUGUCGAGCCAUACUUUGACUGCUCGAUCUCGUGAAAGUUGUAUGUACUUGUCAGUGAGUAUCAUGUCGAAUCUGUUACAAUAUGUUUGUCAGCACGCCCAUUUUUGACGACAUGCUGAGGAAUUUUACUACGGGAGUCAAGGCAAUACCAUCGCCGC